GGGCCGUAAAGUCACGUGUUGAGGCUUUAGGCGUCUCCUGAAGGGGGGCGCUUCCUGUCACAGCCGCGCCGGGCUGGCGCCGCGGAAUCCCUGGGCGGUGCCGGGCUGGAGAAGGCCGGGUUUGGUCUCGGAUCCGCCGCGAGAUAGGCUGCAAAGAUGCCAAAACCUCGCAAGGACCCGCAGGCCAGUGGCCAGGGUGUGGCAGCUGCCAAGCAGCUGGGCCUCUUUGUGGAGUUUAACCCUGAGGAGAUGCUGCUAGGGGUGGAGGAGACUGAAGAUGACGGGGACCUGGAGGCUGAGCUGCUUGCCCUUACUGGAGAAGCAGGGACCAAAAGCGGGAAGCCAGCACCCAAGGGGAAGGCCCCCCUGCCUAUGGCCCACAUCGAGAAGUUGGCUGAGGACUGUAUGCGGGAUGAGGAGGAGGAGGAGGAGGAGGAGGAAGGGCUGGAGGAAGAUGAAGACUUGCUGACUGAGUUGCAGGAAGUCCUGGGAGCAGAUGAGGAGGCAGAACGCUUGGAUGGUGAUGAGGCAGCCAUCCCAGGAGGCUCUGAGGAGGAAGAGGGCCAAGGAAACAGUGAGCCUCCAGGGCAGACAGCUCUGCUAACAGCUUCAGCCCCUGCAGCUCAGGCAGGCGGAUCUGCAGGACUGCAGGUGCUGCUGGAAGAUCGGAUCCGCAACUACCAGGAGGCCACAGCCACUGCCAAAGAGGCAAAUGAUGCAGCCAAAGCCAGGCGCUGUGAGCGGGGCCUGAAGACUCUGGAGUCUCAGCUCGCUGCUGUGAGGAAAGGCAAAAAGAUAAAUGAGGAUGAGAUUCCACCUCCAGUGGCAUUGGGCAAGAGGCAGUCAGGUCCCCAGGAAACAAUCAACAAGAGCCCUGAAGCUGACCCCAUAGUUCUGCCCACUAAGGAGCCAGACAAUGCCCCUGAAGUGGAGACAAGCCUCUUGGGCAGCACUGGCAUUUCUGCCUCACCCAGUUUAGACCAAGACCCACGGCCCUUGUUGUUGACUCGCCAGAAAGAAUACAAAGUAGCUGCCCUAAAUGCCAAGAGAGCUGGAGACAUAGAGCAUGCCCGAGAGCUCAUGAGGAUUGGGAAGAAAUUUGGUGCUGUCCUGGAGGCUCUGGAGCAGGGGCAACCUGUGGACCUGAGUGCCAUGCCCCCAGCCCCUGAGGACCUAAAGCCCCUCCUACAGACCUCCAAGGCUUCCUUAGCACCUUCAGUCAUAUCCCCAGCAGUGGAGCGAGUGCAGCCAGUGAUGACCCCUGACAUCCCAGCAACCCCAGUGCCCCCUUCUGAGCCACAGACGGUACUAGAUGCCCUGCAGCAAAGGCUGAAUAAGUACCGUGAGGCUGGUGUCCAAGCUCGGGGCAAUGGGGAUGAACGCAAGGCCCGAAUGCAUGAGCGCAUUGCCAAGCAAUACCAGGAUGCUAUUCGAGCACACCGAGCAGGACGGAAGGUUGACUUUGCUGAGCUGCCUGUUCCUCCAGGAUUCCCCCCGAUCCCUGGCCUGGAACCCACCACAGGCACUGAGGAGGAUGUGGUGGCAGCUACUUUAGCAGCCGCCCAAAAACUGGCCAACUCAGAGGAUACAGCUCCAGCAGAGGAAGAAGAGGAUGAGGAUGAGCCCCCAGCCCAGGCUCCAGUGGCCAAGAAGCCAGCACAGUCUCUGGUUCCAUCAGCUCGACCCCUGCCUGAGCCCAAAGCCUCAAGUUCUAAGGAGUCACUGAGUCCCUCUGCUCAAGAGCAGCUGGCUCUGCUAGAGGCACGGAAAUUGCAGUAUCAGCGGGCAGCCCUGAAAGCCAAGCGUGGCCAGGACCUGGAACGAGCCAAAGCCCAUCUGCGGGUGGCCAGAUGUCUAGAGGCUCAGAUUGUCCAGGUCCGAAGUGGCCGAUCUGUGGACCUUUCUAAGGUGCCUUCGCCCUUGACGGAUGAGGAGAGUGACUUCAUCCUUAUUCACCAUGAAGACCUGCGACUUUCCCAGAAGGCUGAGGAGGUGUAUGCCCAGCUACAAAAGAUGCUUCUGGAACAACAUGAGAAGUGUCUGCUGUUCUCCAAGCAGUUCAUGCACCAGGGCAACGUGGCUGAAACUACCCGGUUUGAAAAGCUUGCUCAGGAUCGCAAGAAACAGCUUGAGAUCCUGCAGUUGGCCCAGGCUCAGGGCCUUGACCCUCCUAACCACCACUUUGAGCUGAAGACGUUCCAGACCGUGAGGAUCUUCUCAGAACUCAACAGCACAGAAAUGCAUCUGAUCAUUGUCCGGGGAAUGAACCUCCCAGCCCCUCCAGGGGUGACCCCUGAUGACUUGGAUGCUUUUGUGCGGUUUGAGUUCCACUACCCUAACUCGGACCAGGCUCAAAAAAGUAAGACAGUUGUGGUGAAGAACACAAAUUCUCCAGAAUUUGAUCAGCUCUUCAAACUAAGCAUCAACCGAAACCACCGUGGCUUUAAGAGGGUGAUCCAAAGCAAAGGGAUGAAAUUUGAAAUCUUCCACAAGGGAUCCUUCUUCAGAAGUGACAAGCUGGUUGGCACAGCCCAUCUGAAACUAGAGCGGCUGGAGAAUGAGUGUGAGAUCCGAGAAAUUAUGGAGGUUCUGGAUGGAAGGAAGCCCACUGGGGGCAAACUGGAGGUGAAGGUUAGGCUGCGGGAGCCUCUGAGUGGCCAGGAUAUGCAGAUGGUCACUGAGAACUGGCUGGUCCUCGAACCGAGAGGCCUGUGAACUUAUGAUCGUCGUGGGAACAGGAUCAGCCAUAUCCACUGUCAGGAAUGUACUUUUCCCAGCUUUGCUGGGAAUAGAAGUUUUUGUAUGUAAGGGAGAUGCUGCUACACAAGCACCAAAGACCUCUGAAGUACGUGAAUUUCGGACCACAGCCUUGGUUUUGUCGCUGGCCCCUUCCAAGGUUCCCACCAAAGCAGGCUAGAUGCCAGGAUCCCCCCCUCCCCACUCCGGCAAAGGCCUCUGUGUCUGUACCGUGGUUAUUUACAGCCCUAUAAUACUUGUAGCAGUUGUGUGCAACUUAGCCCAGUUGUGCCAUUUUUGAAUGUGCCUUUAAAAGAUCUAACUGUAAGGAAUGGGAACAGUCAAGGGUGAGCUGGAGCCUUCCCCAUAAGUGGGGCAGGGUUCUGUGACUCUGCUUGGUCACUGGCAUCCCAUUCUGUACCUGAACAGCUCUGCUGUGCCUGUGCCUGUGCCUGUGCCUUGGUUCCUGACAGCUACUGCACUAGCUUCCCUGCUUCCCCCAAGCUCACAGGAGGACAGAAGUUGUGGGUAGUAAGGGCAAGGUUGUAUCUUGGGUUUGGUCUGUUCACCUAUGACUAAAAGAUUGUUAACUAGAGGGGGAAAUAUAUAUGUAUAUGAUUUUAUAUAACUUUUAUUUAUUGAAGAAAAUAGACCUGAUCCAUCUAGGGGUUUGUACUCUACACACAGGAGUACCAGCCAAAGUCCUGAAGUCUUGCUCCUGUCACAUAAAAAGUCGAAGUAGCAAUAACAUUUGUCAAAUGACAAAAAACCUGCUGCUGUGGCUUGAGACAGGGCAAGUGAAACCUUGUCUCUUCAGCUGAUCUUGGGAAUGCCUCAAACUUCUUUGGCUACACUUUCCUGAAUGGAUGGAAAUGAUGGCAGGAUUUGUAACUGGAAUAGAUUUGAUACUGACAUCUGCAGUAUUCUAUGUUUCUCAGAAAUAAACCUUAACAGCUCA
Erinaceus europaeus (western European hedgehog) is the source of this 3694-nucleotide messenger RNA. RefSeq names its product coiled-coil and C2 domain-containing protein 1B-like. The transcript is spliced from 25 exons. Gene Ontology annotation, biological process: regulation of transcription by RNA polymerase II. Gene Ontology annotation, molecular function: RNA polymerase II cis-regulatory region sequence-specific DNA binding; DNA-binding transcription repressor activity, RNA polymerase II-specific. Gene Ontology annotation, cellular component: nucleus. The coding region runs from base 157 to 2715 and encodes 852 amino acids. The record is from RefSeq and is a predicted model, not a curated record. NCBI's taxonomy places the organism in Eukaryota, Metazoa, Chordata, Mammalia, Eulipotyphla, Erinaceidae.